AUGGCAGCGGAGGCUUCUCUUCCACCGCACCCUGCCGCAGAUCAUCUGGUAGAUGUCUACUUCCAGUACCACACGCCCCAUUUACCCGUCGUGGAGCGUUCAAGGGUGGAGGAGGCCAUGGAGAGCGCAUAUCAAGCCAAGAGUGGCCAACAGCUCCCGGACCGCGCCAUGGAAAGGGACGUUUUCAUAUCUUUUAUGGUUCUCGCCAUCGCCCUCUGCGAUGUUUCAAACCCAUCUGGAGGUCGACCAAGUCAGAGUGAGGGAUGCUUCAGGUCAGCCAUGAGUUGGUACGAAAAAGUCGUCGUGAGCUCGAAAAGUGAUGUCGAGACCCUCCGCACUAUCCUCCUUUUGGCUCAAUUUAUUGCAUUGUGUCCUUCUCGGGGGAGUCUAUGGCAUUUGAAUGGUAUCGCUUUACGCUUAUGCGUUGACAUAGGCUUGCAUUGGGAAACUGAAGAUCAUACCGCGAAUCUUGAUCCAGCCAUAUUAUACGACCGCCGGCGUCUAUGGUACUCCACAUACCAAUUUGACCGUAUUUUGUGCAUCACGCUCAGUCGCCCUUUUGGUAUCAUCGACGAAAGUAUACGUGUGCCACUUCCAAAUCCAUGGGCUGUCUCUCGAGGGACCUCUGGCACCAAAUCCAUCGAACUGGACAUCCAUAGCCAACGAGCUCAUAACCACCUGUUUACUUUAUCAAAACUUGAGUCUGAGAUAAAACAUGUGCAACAUAACCAAACUUGGGCUCCGAAAACAGCUUACCCCAGAGCAAACUAUGCGGCCUGGUUUCAGGAUAUCAAACCUCGUCUUGAGAGAUGCUCAGCAGUGCUGCUCAGUGGCCUGAUCCCGAGGACAGCGGGCUUAGUGACAUGA
Penicillium daleae is the source of this 867-nucleotide messenger RNA. RefSeq names its product fungal specific transcription factor domain-containing protein. The record is from RefSeq and is a predicted model, not a curated record. The transcript has a single exon. Lineage: Eukaryota; Fungi; Ascomycota; Eurotiomycetes; Eurotiales; Aspergillaceae. The coding region runs from base 1 to 867 and encodes 288 amino acids. Gene Ontology annotation, biological process: DNA-templated transcription; positive regulation of transcription by RNA polymerase II. Gene Ontology annotation, molecular function: DNA-binding transcription factor activity, RNA polymerase II-specific; sequence-specific DNA binding; zinc ion binding.